AAGACCCCCAGCUGUUAUUUUUGUUGGAAAGCUAAGCUAACUUACCAUCAUUGCCCUCCUUCCCCCAGUUCCUUCCACUGAUAAGCCAUCAGUUGAGACUACUACUAAAGAAGAAGCUGUCACUACUGAAGCACCCCCCACAGGUGUGGAGAUUGGAAUGUUGCCCCCCAACUCAGACUACAGUAUUUCAGGAACUCUCUUUAUACUGGACACAAAAACACUCCUCAUCGAAGACUUCAACUACGAUGGCAAUGCACCAGGUGCCUUUCUCUACUACUACCCUCCUGGUCAGGUUAUAGACAAGAACGGUGGAGGUUUUUUCAUACCAGUACCCGGUGGAAGAGAGAACGGAGGGUUUAAGAUUGGACGUAGCUACUUUAAUGAAGAACUCCUGGUCCCACUGCCUGAGGGCGUGGAUGCGUGUGACAUUGGCACGUUCACAAUCUGGUGUAUGCCAUUCACUGUCUUCUUUACAGUCCUCCCCUUUCCAACUGAAAGGAUAUUUGUGCAAGAAACCGAUGAGUGCAUUAUUCAGCCUGGGUUGGGGACACUAGUACCAUUCAAGUGUCCCAAUAGAAGGAGCGUCGGUUCUGCUAGGGAUUGUGAUUUUGACAACUGUGCUGCCCUUGACGACCAGCUACAGCUGUCCUGGACUGUCAGAAAUGAUAUGCAAAUGAUUGACUUUAGACUCUGCGGCUGUCUAAGUGGUGAUCCAAACCUGAACCAGUACAUGGGAUUCGGACUCAGUGGCAACACCAACCGGACACACAUGAUUGGGGCAGACCCUGUCAUUACGUGGGUUGACGAGACCACUGGACCUCAAGCAGUCGACUAUUUCCUCACUGGCUACUUCCAGUGUCGAGAUGGUCGUGGUGCAUGCCCUGACGAGGACCAUUUCAGUGGUAGCUGCUCCAAUGACAUUGUCUCUGUGAGUGGAUCCAGACAGGGAGGGCAGCAGUGUGUCAUCUACAAACAAAGCUUCUCUACCAAUGACAGUACGUGUGAUAUUCCCAUUGACCCUCUCAACAUGGAACAGUACAUUGUGUGGGGAGUGGGUGGUCUCGGAGAGACUGCUUUCCAACAUUUCAAGAGAGCAUCAGCGUCUGACCCUCCCAUCCAUUUUGGUAGGACUCCAGUUAACAUGUGUCCCCGUGAGGUCCAGUGCCGACAGUGCAGUGAACCAUUUGAAGCAGCUGUGAUUGAGGCUCUUGAAGACACUAUCUUCUCUGUUAGCAUAGGACCCUCUGGUGCUGACAGAGGCUAUGAGGCCAUUACUGGUCAAGUGGGAUGGGGCAUUGCUUACUACAUCAAUAGCACCUUGGUACCUGAGCUGGUGGUACAGAGAGGCCAGGCCUACGUGUUCAUUGUAGAGGCAGGGAAUAAUCCUGACAACCCAGCCAAUUAUCACCCCUUCUACAUCACUGAUGAUAUUCACGGGAGUCGAGUGUUCAAAACACCUGAAGAGAAGAUGGCUGAGACUGUAUUUGCUGGUUUCGAUGGUGACAACGUUACUGCAGCUGGUCGACUUUGUGCAUGCAGAGAGGGUGCCGAGGCUGCCAGGGUGAGAGAGAGUUGUGGGAGUCGCCAGGAAUACGAGGAAAGUCAAGAGUGCGGCUGUGAAGAAGGGGGAGCAGCCAUUCUAAUUUGGAUCCCUGACAAAGACACUCCAGACAUAGUCUACUAUCAGUGUGCCAUUCACCUCAAUCUGGGAUGGAGGAUCCGUGUACAAGACGCCCCAGAUCCCUGCGACGAGUUGAGCUGUCCCUCCCACGCUACUUGUGAGACGUAUACAGAUCCAUUAGGUGGAUCAGAUGCUGCCUUCUGCCGCCCGUCCUGUGAGUUGGAGAAUGGUGGUUGUGCUGAGGACGAGGUCUGUUCUCUUGUGGAACAAACUAAUUGCCUUGCUGAUGGACCCUGUCCACCUACUGUGCAGUGCUCUCCUCCAGAUCCUUGCAGUACAUUUAGAUGCCGAAGGGGCUACAGGUGUCAAGUGUACGAGCCGACCAAUGAGGCGUACUGUGAGCCAGCAUGUGACCUGUUUAAUGGCGGGUGUACUACGGGAACCUACUGCAUUCUUCGCCAAGAUCGCAAUUGCAGUGAGGGCCCGUGUCCAUCUCUAAAGAGCUGUUGUUUUUUCCCGCGCUGUGACAUGCACGUCUGUAGCGCCAAGGAGAACAGGAGAAGCCCAUGCAUUAUUGAUGCAGAGGAUUCCCAAUGUGAUGAAGAGGAGUGUCCAUUUACUUACUGUCGUAAUUGUUACUUCUCGUCCCAAAAUCAGCCAUUGCCAGGCAACUGUGGGACAUGUAGUGAACACGAUAUCUUUAAUAAAUGUACUCAAAGAUGGGCAACUUGCACCAGAAGAGCACAUUUAGCUGCUUAUGGACAGGCAUGGCCUCGUCAGUCUCUAAGGAAAGAGGAGGAUUUUCGCUGUCACAUACUUCCAUGUCCAUCACUCUGAUUUAUUCUAACAGACUAUAAGAAACAUUUUAGCUAUAAUUUUAGAGGGAGAAUUGAGAAUUGCUUUUGAAUAAGUACAUUCGUAAGUAUAAAUUAUGAACAAAUGAAGUUAAUUAUUGUCAAAACAAUGCUAUUUUGCCAAACAUUUUGUAAAAGUUA
Messenger RNA from Halichondria panicea, 2616 nucleotides. Its product is annotated as protein Skeletor, isoforms B/C-like. Bases 158 to 2458 code for a protein of 766 amino acids. NCBI's taxonomy places the organism in Eukaryota, Metazoa, Porifera, Demospongiae, Suberitida, Halichondriidae. The record is from RefSeq and is a predicted model, not a curated record. The transcript is spliced from 19 exons.